GCCCAAUUUGUACGUGACACGUAUAGUGUAUAGUGUAAUGAUGUGUAUAAGAAUUGAGUAUAGUUCACUUUUUGCUUCAAAUUUCAUAUAUUUAACAGAAAAAGUUAAGUUCCACGGCAAUUUUUAAGGCAAUUAAAUUGAAUCACAAGUGUUUUCCGUAUCUUAACAGUUAAAACCAUAAUAUUAUGAAGUGAACUAUGAUGAGAGGAAAUCCGGCGUCCGCGACAACAAAAAACGGGCGCAAUUCUUGUUAAUUAAUCAAUACAUUUCCUUAUGUACUUAUUUAUUAAAGGUUUGAUUUGUGACUAAUAAUAGUGCCCCCCCCCCCUAAUAGUACACUUACCCACCCAGUCAUGGAUAGUGGACUAAAUGGAAACAGAUGAAUAUAGCUGCAGCGGGAGCGGGGAUGGCGCCUGUAAACGUAUCGCUGGUACUAAGCUUUCUAAGAAGUCUUACAAGGAGACUUGCAAGUUCACCAUCAACAGUCUGCUAAGUAAGCCAGAUAGGCCCCACAAGACCCCAGCUCCUCAUGUUAACUGCAAGAUAACGAACAAGAAAGCUCACACCGUCUUCAGCUUCAACGACUCACCGGAGAAACUGAUCAAGAUAAAGAGCCCGCAUAUGCUUACUGCUGAGGUUAAGAAGCUCUACUCACCCCCCAAUAUUGAAGGAUAUCGCUUUAUUGGCUCUGGGUCUAGAGAAGGGUUGAACCUAGCAAAAGAAGGGAAGUACAAGCCAUGUGCUGGAGGAGUUUACAGUGCUAGACCCACUACCACAACUGUGUCUGCUACAUUCCGACCAACUACUGCUCAGCUCCUUUAUCAGCGUCAGUUGAGUAAACAAGAGCACCGAUCAAAGGACCGCAGUGAUAACAUUAGUGAGACUGGCUUUGAUUCAGAUAACGACCCCUUCAAGUUUACAGCUAGUAACUGCUCUAACGGACACUCUCCUGAGUUUGACAAGUUUGCUUAUCACUCUCCCGAACAUUCCUCAUGCCACUCCGACACUAAACUUUCCGGAGAGAUUAAGUUCUCGCUUAGUGAAUCGAGCAGUGGAUUUAGUGAUAGGUCACGUGAUAAACUGGAUUCUCGUCAUGUUAAAACAGAGCCAAUGAAGGUUGAGAAAUCUGACUUAUGGAUUCCUGAAAUAAGAGCUGAAAUAAGUGACAGCCCUAAACCUACAAUUGUAUUUUCUCCACCAAUUGGUACAAUGAGUGACACUCCUGGACUAUUAGCUCCUAUAUCCAGCCCAACUACUAGUAGUAGCCACAGUAACAUCAGUACUAAUGUUAUUACUGACAUGCCGUUAUCUGUGCCCUGUCCCUCCUCUAAUAUCCUGGACACUGAUGGAGGUAUCCCCAACUCACCACCUAAAUCAUCUGAAGAACAAGUUACCAUAGCAACACCCUCUUCCAAAUUAUACCGUGGAAAACUCUCAUUUUUCAAACAAGCCAUUUCUCAGGAGAUUUCAACCUUGUCUGAGAAAAAAGCAUUAGCUCAGUUGACGGCUGAAGCUGUAGAAAAUAAGUCGACUUUAGAGUUGACUGAACCGGUAGCUACUGUGGUAAUGCCUCAGCUAGUGACUCCUGAAUCUCCUUCUUUAGUUUCGGUUACAAAUUCUGCCUCCCUGUCCCCUGUCCCUGUUGGUACCAAUGCUAUCAGAUCUUCUGUUGCUGGGAUCAGAUCUCCUGUUGCUGAUAUCAAAUCUCCUGUCGCUGGGAUCAAAUCUCCUGUCGCUGGGAUCAAAUCUCCUGUCGCUGGGAUCAAAUCUCCUGUCGCUGGUAUCAAAUCUCCUGUCGCUGGGAUCAAAUCUCCUGUCGCUGGGAUCAAAUCUCCAGUUGCUGGGAUCAAAUCUCCUGUUCACAUCUCCAAUAUCAAAUCUCCUGUCGCUGGGAUCAAAUCUCCAGUUGCUGGGAUCAAAUCUCCUGUUCACAUCUCCAAUAUCAAAUCUCCUGUCGCUGGGAUCAAAUCUCCUGUCGCUGAAAUCAAAUCUCCUGUUCACAUGACCGGUCCAGUUCUGAAGUCUCCAAAGCUGGAUAAUAUGACUAAUAGUGUUACUACUGACAAACCUAACAAAGUUAAAGAUAUCACCAAGUCUCCAGUUCCCGCUAAAGAAAGGGUACCUCUAUCAAAGGACUUGCCUACCAAUGUAGUGAGAAAUGUCGUGAAAAGGCCUCUACCUGUUCAAGCACCACAGAAAAAUACCAACAAUCAGAAAACCAAAUCCCCUGUUACUAAAAAUAGCUACUCUCCUGUCUCUGCUAAAAAGCCCCCUCAAAAAGUGGUCCACAGCAUUAACUCUAGCCCCAUUCCUUUCGUGAUGAAUGGCCACAAAGUUAACGUAGUGAAGAUUGAGAAGCAUCACAUGAACCCACACGCCCAGAUCAGUCAUAAAGAUCUCUCUGUGUUUAAGUUUACGAACGAUCAGCCGCCCCAACACCCCGGCUAUCCUAUACCCUUCUCAGAUUACAUUAAAGUACAAUCUCGCAAAAGGAAGAUCAGCGGAGAAUCCCCCAAAUCGGACAAGACAAAGAAAAUGGUUAAAACCAGCAUACUGUCUCCUCCUCACCAGAUCACAUUUUCCCCAUCUUCUCCCACUCAUCCCCCCACUGAGAUUGUUAAGGUGGAGAGUUCCGUACAAAACAAAAAAACUGCUCAAAGUCCCAAACUUUCUCAUCCAGCCAAGUCCAGGAAAAUAAGUGGUCAUUCUGUCAUGUCCACCACUAAGAAGACUCUUCACAACAAACUUUUGUCUCAACAAGGUCAAAUAAAAACAAAAGUUUCGCGGUCUCAAUCCUGCCCGGCAGUUAAAGAAGAACCAGCAACAGAAGAUAAGGAAACAACUUCCCCCCUACCAGAAGCUACUGAGGAGACACCGGCUGUGAAGACUGAAGCUACUGAGGAGACACCGGAUGUGAAGACUGAAGCUACUGAGGAUGCCACAGUCUGUUCAGGCUGCCCAGUUAAAACAGUAGGGACCCCCACUCCUGUCAUGCCCACACUGGAUGAUCCUAAGUGUUGUGUCUCAGUAGAGCCGUGUCCAGAUGGGGGAGCUACUGUAGUGAGACUGAAUAUGGACGUGUUCAACACUCUCACUACACAUCAGCAGCACCUCAUAGUGGACUACUUCUUUGAAGUUACAUUCGGAGAAACUAACGGAGUAGCUGAUCAUGUGAUGGGCAUUAUUAGCAACGGCUCCCAAGACAUGCCCAACGUUCUCAAGUACCUAGUGGACAAUCAGCCCGGCCUCAAGGUUAAACACCAGGUACUGGGCAAGAAGGACGUGUUGAGCUGCACUAUCAGCGAGUAUUACGACAAAGUAAAGGACAAUCACUCGCAGUGUAUUUACCACGAAGGCGGACUACAGCAUGUAUCCUUAGUAGGAACUAAGAGUGAAGAGAGUGGUGCACUGUUCCCUGAGCUAAUACAGCUGAUGGAACUCAACCCUUUCUUUGAAGUUACACUACCCUGGGGCUCCUUGUCAAGGUACGAUGGUCUGGACCCUACUAUCAGCAAUGAUGGUCCCAUAUUCUGGGUGAGACCAGGAGAGCAGUUCCUGCAAUCAACCUCGGGUUCCAGGAACCACAAGGGAUACAGGCUUCUGAAGAACAGGGAGACUCUUGUGCCGGACAGAACCACUCCACAUGCUGACCAUUCCUGGGAGGACGGUAAAACCAUUGCAACCACUGCUGCUGCCGCCUUCCUACAGACUGUUCAGUUUCCUGGUGCCCCGAGGGACGCUCAACAAUCUCAUUCUCUUAAAGAUGUCAUAGCGUUUGAUGCAGCCAACUUUUACCAGCUUGCAGAGGAGCUGCAACUGGACCUGUACGAGCCGCCCAUGACACAGUGUGAUAUAUGGAUAGAGGACGCUAAACUCAAUCAGCUACGAGAAAGCAACGUUAAAUAUGCUAAAAUACGGCUCAGAGCAAAUGACAUGUACUUCAUACCCAGGAACGUUAUUCACCAGUUCAAGACUGUGGCGGCGUGUUUAAGCGUGGCCUGGCACGUGCGGUUAAAAAAGUAUUAUGAUUCCUGAUUUAUGAUAGUGACUUUAUUCUCUUUUCCUGGUUUCUAACAAGAAAGUGUGUACAGUAAUAUUGUCACCACGUUUUUAUUGUCAGUUUCCUUCAGAGAAUUCCAUAGCAUAGUCUAGCCGGUGAUAUUGCAGUAAUUUUAACAGUACUAGUAGUGUACCACUAGUAACACUACUACUAGUAGUACAACCAUUUUAACAGUCAACCUAUUGAGUGUUCCCAUUUUUAAAACAUUUUUAUUUAUUCAAGCAUUUGUGAUAAUUCAAAAUAAUAAUUUAUUUAUAAGUUGUCUGAGUGUGUGAAUACAAUUUGUCACAUGAAAACUAGAGGAGUAGUGUCACUACUAGCAGUAACUAGAGUUAUAGUUUGUCACAUUACUAGAGUAGUGUCACUAGUAGCAGUAAC
Molecule: messenger RNA, 4438 nt
Organism: Bolinopsis microptera
Lineage: Eukaryota; Metazoa; Ctenophora; Tentaculata; Lobata; Bolinopsidae
Exons: 5
Coding region: 370-4035 (1221 amino acids)
Cellular component (GO): nucleus
Source: RefSeq, a predicted model, not a curated record